Punctularia strigosozonata HHB-11173 SS5 is the source of this 1395-nucleotide messenger RNA. RefSeq lists its product as uncharacterized. NCBI's taxonomy places the organism in Eukaryota, Fungi, Basidiomycota, Agaricomycetes, Corticiales, Punctulariaceae. Gene Ontology annotation, cellular component: membrane. The record is from RefSeq and is a predicted model, not a curated record. Bases 16 to 1308 code for a protein of 430 amino acids. The transcript is spliced from 14 exons.
GAAAGCACUGGACCCAUGUUUUCUAGUCGAUUCUUCGACAAGAAUCCCGAAAGCACAGUCAAGCGAAAGUUAUACCUCACAGUUGUGGGCGGUGGGACGUUCACGCUCAUAUUGCUCGUAUUCUGUGUUAUGAGCAUCUACUGGGGAGCUUUAUGGAAGAUCCGCAACGGAGUACACAACCUCAAUGGCUGGAUAAUAGACUUCGACGGCGGAGACGUCGGGAAGGCUGUAACUGAAGGCUUUUUGAGCGCGACUGGGGAGAAGACCCAGAUAUCCUGGCAUACCGUUCCCGCAGACCAUUUUCCAGGGGGUUUGACCGAUGUUGCGGCUCGCGUGUUUGACGAGAGGGCGUGGACCGCGGUCGCCAUCCCGGCCAACACGACCGUCCGAUUACAGGCUGCGCAAGCGUCCGCGGACAGAAUGUACAACGGUAGCACUGCUGUGAUGGCGUACGGGGUCGAGGCUCGCAAUGAGAACGCCUAUCGGACCUUCAUCUUUCCACAGAUUAGUCAGGUCAUGGGGCAAGUGGCAGCGUCCUUCGCCGCUCAAACUGCAGCGAAACUGGGAGCCAGCGGAUCGAACAUGACCAACCUGGUCGCGACCGCGCCGCAAGUCGUUACCUCGCCAAUUGGGUUCACUAUGAAUAACAUCAAGCCAUUUGACGUGCCGGUAGCGACCGCUGUUAACUUCGUCGGCCUAAUUUAUAUGGUCAUUCUGACUUUCAAUAUGGCGAUGACUAACUUCGGCGGGCGAACGGUCGUCGCGCAGCUCGACAGGCGGCUGAACCUUCGUUCUCUCAUCGCUAUCCGGUUGGUGGUUCCGUUCAUCUCGUAUUUCUUCCUUUCCCUGUUCUUUGCCUUGCUCAGCUUGGCGUUUCAAGUACCCUUUGACCGGAAGUUCGGACAUGCCGGUUUCUUCAUCUAUUGGAUGUUGACAUAUAUCGCUAUGCUUGCAUUGGGAAUGGCACUUGAGGCACUACUUCCCUUGCUUACACUACGCUUCAUCUCGUUGUUCUUAUUGCUGUGGAUAAUCUCAAAUGUCUCUGUUGCGUUGUUCCCGAUUGAAAUCUUACCUACUAUCUACCGCUAUGGCUAUGCCACUCCGUUCUACAACGUAUCGCGAGCAGUACGAACCAUCGUAUUUGGGACGCGAAAUGAAGUUGGAAUGAACAUUGGCAUCUUGCUCAUUUGGGUUGCGAUAUCGUGCGUGACCACUAUUCUUAUACAGUGGUGGAGGAGGCGCCAAGAUGUUGCUUUGUACGAGCGGGAACAAGAGGAGCGGAGAGCGAACGAGAAGGAGGAUGUCUGACUUUACCCGAUAUAACCUUCACGGCGUUGAUAAAUUACUGCGAGGAUAUUAAUCUAUACAGACGCCAUUGUACGACGAUCACAAGCA